AUGCUUAGGAAGGAGUUUUAUGCAAAAGAGAAUCCAUUAAAUGGAAGGCAACGAGACGUCAGAGAUUCUGAGGGUUAUUAUGAAAAUUUAGAGGGAAUUCUUCAACAACUUGCAAAGCAUAACGGUGAGCAAGAAAGGCAAGAUGAAACAGAAAUUCCCGAUGAAUUGGAGAUUGAGCUAGAAAAACCUACAGAACAAAUGAAGGCGGAAAAAGUGGCAGAAUCCGAGAAAGCAGACCCAUCACAUAGCCACAUAGAGGAACAACCUCUCGUAGCCCAGAAAAAAGGCCAAAAUGAGUUCGUCUCAUUCGUCGAGCCGGUUGUGGAUGCUAAGCAGAUAAAGUCGGUAUCAACACUGGAGAAACGUCGCCUCACGCUUUCCUCAGGAUUCUCCGGCGACCUGCCAACAUACAGCAGUAAUUUACUGAUGAUUGCAGUAGGAACCGUACUGAUCGUAGGGAUCGUGGUGUCAGUUAUCGGCGGCGGCUACUACAUAAAAAGACGUCGAAGCUCCACGGAUGACAACGACUACGCACCUUAUGCUGGCACUGGUCCAGGCUUUAAAAAGAAUAAGGUUGAAUAUUUUUUUACAUUAAAAUCAGGUCUUGAAUCGGAUGCUGAAGACGAUGGUGCUGAUGACGAGAACAACUAUAGUGUGUAUGAAUGUCCUGGACUAGCACCAACGGGCGAUAUUGAAGUAUGUAAUCCGAAUUUUGCUGCUCAUCCGUAG
Messenger RNA from Angiostrongylus costaricensis, 729 nucleotides. NCBI's taxonomy places the organism in Eukaryota, Metazoa, Nematoda, Chromadorea, Rhabditida, Metastrongylidae. The record is from the annotation of a GenBank genome assembly.